Messenger RNA from Cricetulus griseus (Chinese hamster), 1683 nucleotides. Lineage: Eukaryota; Metazoa; Chordata; Mammalia; Rodentia; Cricetidae. The record is from RefSeq and is a predicted model, not a curated record.
CCCGCCGACAAAUUGCUGGUGGCGGCGCAGGCGCGCUGCGGGACUGGCUCGGGAGACUGGCUGCGGGUCGCAAUGCCGUACGCCAACCAGCCAACCGUGCGGAUCACGGAACUCACCGAAGAGAACGUCAAAUUCAUCAUCGAGAACACGGACCUGGCGGUGGCCAAUUCCAUUCGGAGGGUCUUCAUCGCCGAGGUGCCCAUAAUAGCCAUUGACUGGGUUCAGAUUGAUGCCAAUUCCUCAGUCCUUCAUGAUGAAUUCAUUGCUCACAGGCUUGGAUUGAUCCCCCUCACUAGUGAUGACAUUGUGGACAAGCUGCAGUACUCCCGGGACUGCACGUGCGAAGAGUUCUGCCCUGAAUGUUCUGUGGAAUUCACCCUUGACGUGAGGUGCAAUGAAGAUCAGACUCGUCAUGUUACCUCUCGAGAUCUCAUCUCCAACAGCCCCCGGGUUAUUCCGGUGACAUCCCGGAACCGGGAUAAUGACCCCAAUGACUACGUGGAGCAGGAUGACAUCCUUAUUGUCAAGCUGAGGAAGGGCCAGGAGCUGAGACUUCGAGCCUAUGCCAAGAAGGGCUUUGGCAAGGAGCAUGCCAAGUGGAACCCCACUGCAGGGGUAGCUUUUGAAUAUGAUCCAGACAACGCACUUAGGCACACGGUGUAUCCCAAGCCUGAGGAAUGGCCAAAGAGUGAGUACUCCGAACUGGAUGAGGACGAGUCACAGGCUCCCUAUGACCCCAACGGCAAGCCAGAGAGGUUUUACUACAAUGUGGAGUCCUGUGGCUCACUGCGCCCUGAAACCAUUGUCCUCUCUGCCCUCUCUGGGUUAAAGAAGAAGCUGAGUGAUUUACAGACUCAGUUAAGCCAUGAGAUCCAGAGUGAUGUGCUUACUAUAAACUAACCAUAGCUCACCCGCUGCAGAAGACUGGGUUCAAGGUCUACGGUCUUGGGAGCCCUUCUGGUUUCUAGGCUCUGGACUACAGCUGCUCAAGCUGCCUGGAACGUCACCGGAGAGAUUGCCAGGGGUUCACUGGUGUUAGACAGAGCAGUUUUUCACUAGGCAUUUAGCAUUCUGGAACCUACCUUGUUGAUCACCAUGGUAUUCCUUAGAACACUAGUUACCCCUUCCAUCCCGUUUCCUAGCUCACUUUUAGGGAGCCUUAUUGCUUCCUAGUUGAGAACCACUUGACCUAGACAUCUGGUCACUCCAGCUUUUUAAAUCUCUACCCAAGGAAGGAGUUUACAGCUGUAACUUAGGCUUCUGGUGUUGGAUCUGAGUAUUAGGACUUUCAUAGAAGCAGCCUGUGACCUUUCAAGUCCUUCCCAGGGUCAGGGCCAAGUUACUGGUACUUGAAGUUUCAGGUGACCCUAAGCUAAAAUGUCACUUUUUAGGACUAGUAUUAGACCCUUGCUAUACUCUGUCCAUGGGUAAACUUGCUGUUUGACACUCUGGCCUGACUCUGGGGGUGGGGGUGGGAGGCAGACAACUUUUCUUUCUCUUUAGUGACGUUCAGGCCUUUCCCUUAGCACGUCUCCAGGUAGGAACAGACCUGCCCAUAGUGGUUUUCAGGCAGCCUGGGGAAAAGCACACACCAGCACAGAAAGGAAGGGAUAUUUAUUGAUCAACAAUAGUUGUCUUUUUACAAGUUUUUAUUUUUGGCAAUAAAGAGCACAACAUAAUCUC